Molecule: messenger RNA, 1809 nt
Organism: Musca domestica (house fly)
Lineage: Eukaryota; Metazoa; Arthropoda; Insecta; Diptera; Muscidae
Gene: pkm
Exons: 7
Coding region: 16-1341 (441 amino acids)
Source: RefSeq, a predicted model, not a curated record
UAAGUUUUCAUAGGUAUGUGCAAAGGAAAUUCAAGAAAUUUUUCCAAUGCUGAUAUAAAUAUGUCGGAUUUAGAAAUAAAGGACACUGAAAUAUCAUCAGGUGCUCUUGCAGCACUAAAAACAUUUUUGGAUGAGACAUUCGGUCAACAUAAGUAUAACUAUAAUAUUGAUUUGGCUACAAAAAAGGGAGAUAACUACAUGGGUGUUGUGUACCGUAUUACGGUAUCAGUACAUAGUGAUGCUAUCAGUGACAAUAAAAAUGACCUUAAACUUAUAAUGAAGGUCCCACCGCAAAAUCCUCAAAGACGUCAACAAUUUUUUGCUGGUCCUGGAUUUCAAAGAGAGAUACUAGCCUAUCGAAUUUUUCUUCCUCUAGUUCAUGACUUUCAAAAAUCUAAAUGCAUUAAACCCAAUGAAAUGUUUAUUGAAUAUCCUCGUUUUUACUUCAGCUUACGUGAAGAAUUUCACGAAGCAAUCUGUAUGAGCGACAUACAAGAAGAAGGUUUCUACAUGCAUGACCGUUUUAAACCCUUGACUCGUGAGCAUGUAGCACUAACAAUGCGUAUUUAUGGCAAAUUGCACGCAACAUCACUUGCCAUAAAGGAUCAAUCGCCCGAAAAGAUUCAGGAUCUUAAAUGUAUAGUUGACAUUUUUGAACAACGAAAGGACGACCCCCAAUUAAAUGAUUAUUUUGAAAGUCUUAAGAAGACGGCUCUGGAUUGCUUCGAUAGAGAGCGAGAAAGCUUUUACUGGGAAAAGCUAAAUGCGUACUUCAGCCGAGGAUCAUUUUAUAACUUAAUGCUUAUGUUACUGGAGCCCAGAAGCAGCGAGCCGCUCUCUGUAAUAUGCCAUGGCGAUUGUUGGAUAAACAAUAUAAUGUAUAAAACGGAGAAUGCGGGGAUUGCGGAUGCUCGUUUGCUUGACUGGCAAAUCAUGAGAUAUGCUUCACCCAUUAUUGACCUUAUGUAUUUCUUAAUGUCGUCCACUACCAAAGAAUUUCGAGCGCAGUAUUUUUACGAAAUGCUAGACAUUUACCAUGAAUCGGCAUGUGAACAUUUAAAAAGGUUGGGUUCGAAACCUGAAAAUAUAUUUUCGAAGAAGGCUUUUCAGAAAGAAUUUAAAGCCAAAGGAGCUAUAGGAUUACUUCUAGCAAUGAUUGUGUUGCCUAUUUUAACGACGAAAGGGGAAGAUGUGCCCGAUUUGGAAAUACUUAGUGAAAAAGUUACUCUGGGACAUUCAACUGAUGCUAUGGAAGCCGGAUUUAUAGGAGCUAAAUCGGAUAUAUUCCAUGCAAGAAUGAAGGGCGUUGUUUGCGACACCAUCGAUUGGGGUCUCAUUUAAUUUCAUUCAAACUCAAUACAACAUACAUAUAUACUUGCUUAUUCUCUAUACUUACCUUUAUAUCUGCAAUUAUGCUAUUGAUUUGAGGAGUAUUUUUCAAUUGCUUGGCAUUUUGAGCGAACCUUAGGGUGGAGAGAGUUUCGCUCAAAUCCUCCCUGUGUGGACUUAUACACGCCAACAAUGUUAAGAGCGCUAAUAGAUAAAAUUCGAAAGCACAAUUUUGCACACAUAUUGAAAACGAUACAUUUUUUUUUUGUUUUAAUAAAAUAAAUAAAAGUGAUCCUAUAUGCAAUUGUAUGUCCUAGCAACUAUAUAUCCAAGCUUAUUAUCAUCUUACCUUGUAAUACGGAACUUAGAACACUAUCACGUAAGCCCUGGUUUAUGUUGACACCCUCUGACAUGGCUACACCCUGGUGACCGGUUCGUCUCACGCCUUCAGAUCCAGCUAGAUCAACAAGAUUCAUACAA